AUGGGGGAACCAAUAGACACCAGCAAUCCAGUUUACUUUUGGAAACCAGAAGGGGAGACUGGAUACUUGGGACAGUGGUGGCCAUCAUCAUUCAGCGAUGAAGGGAACUUCACAUACGCAAAUGCAGAACAAUAUAUGAUGCAUCGAAAAGCGCUCCUCUUUGCUGGUCCAGACCACCCCGUCACUCAAGAGAUUCAAAAAGGUUGGAAACUGCAUCCAGGGCUCCUUCGAGAGCUAGGCCGAAAGAUCCCAAAUUUCUCAGAUGAUGAGUGGGAAAAGCAUCGAUUGGAAAUUGUUAAGGAAGGCAGUUAUCUCAAAUUUUCACAGAACAAAUAUCUCCGAGAGAAGCUGCUUGCAACUGGCGAUCGAGAAUUGGUUGAGGCCAGUCCGAGGGAUUGUAUUUGGGGUAUUGGAUUUGGCGCUGCAAAUGCAGGCGCCAGUCGAGAUAAUUGGGGCUUGAAUUUACUGGGUAAAGCACUCAUGCAUACAAGGGAGAGGUUAAAAAAAGAGGAACCAUGA
This is a messenger RNA of Penicillium taxi, 519 nucleotides long. Its product is annotated as NADAR family protein. The coding region runs from base 1 to 519 and encodes 172 amino acids. The transcript has 2 exons. The record is from RefSeq and is a predicted model, not a curated record. Lineage: Eukaryota; Fungi; Ascomycota; Eurotiomycetes; Eurotiales; Aspergillaceae.